This is a messenger RNA of Symbiodinium sp. CCMP2592, 486 nucleotides long. The record is from the annotation of a GenBank genome assembly. Lineage: Eukaryota; Dinophyceae; Suessiales; Symbiodiniaceae.
AUGCAAGACAGAGAGGAAGGGGAGGAGUGCCUGGGGUUGGCAUCGGGCAGGCAGGCAUGGGAUCAGGCGCUGGAUCGGGUUUGUUUUGCCAAACGCUCCAAGCAACUCGCAGGUUUAAUCUCAGAUUUUGAACCUUACGGCCGAAUCUCUGUACGCCGAGGUUUGACGAUCACGCUGUGGGACUCGUGGGCAACCUUGGCUUUGGCUCCGGGAGCUAUGUUGACGUGCUUGGGGUUGAGCGCAAGAAACUGGCGGCAGCAGAUCCAGUUCCACCUAUGGGCAGAUGGAUAUGCCCAAGUCGCGCCCCAGCAGCAUGUUCGAGCAGCAGGAGAGCCGGAUCAUGCGGAAGCGGGUGGUGUCGGAGCAACAGCACCGGAAGAUGCUCACGCGGAAGCGGAUGGUAUCGAAGCAACAGCACCGGAAGUUGCGGAAGCAACCGGAGCAACAGAAGAAGAUGAUGCUGAAGCACCGGAGCCCGUUUUCUGA